AUGGCUCCGACCAAGAAAACCACCGCCGCCACCGCCAACACAGCUUUUGACCCUGACCCAAACACCGCUGCCUCCACUGGCAUUCCCACCGAACUCCCCACUCACACCGACGGAUAUACGAACCCUGAUCUUGUCAUGGAGAUCAUUUGGCCCGCCCCCAAGAUGCAACUUCAGAGCAUUCAUAUGGCUGAAGACAAUUAUACCGUAAUUUCGGCUUUAUCCUUUGGAUAUUGGAGCUGCAUUGGAUCUGAAGACUCGACAAACCGCGUCGAAGGGGGGCACACUCAUCCACGAAAUGCUACAUGCCUACACGAUUCAUGGAACCUGACUGAAAGCGAUGGCACCAAGUCACACGAAAAAUGCCACUGCGGCACCAAAACUGCCACUGCGGCACGAAAACCGUACACCGGCCUGUGGAAUCAGAACUGGCCAGGCGUGCUCCCUCGCUGA
Sphaerulina musiva SO2202 is the source of this 450-nucleotide messenger RNA. RefSeq lists its product as uncharacterized. The record is from RefSeq and is a predicted model, not a curated record. Lineage: Eukaryota; Fungi; Ascomycota; Dothideomycetes; Mycosphaerellales; Mycosphaerellaceae. Bases 1 to 450 code for a protein of 149 amino acids. The transcript is spliced from 3 exons.